Messenger RNA from Etheostoma spectabile (orangethroat darter), 3525 nucleotides. RefSeq names its product ras homolog family member Ca (gene rhoca). Lineage: Eukaryota; Metazoa; Chordata; Actinopteri; Perciformes; Percidae. Gene Ontology annotation, biological process: small GTPase-mediated signal transduction. Gene Ontology annotation, molecular function: GTPase activity; GTP binding. The record is from RefSeq and is a predicted model, not a curated record. The transcript has 5 exons. The coding region runs from base 237 to 827 and encodes 196 amino acids.
GGACUUCAGUUGUCUGUGGCAACGUGCAGAUCAGAGAGCACUCCCUAAGGCGUAAUGUGAUGCAGUUCUACUGAAGUCACAGAUGUCAGUGGUUGCUUUGGACCCAGCAUGAGCAGGACGUUUUUGUACAACAUUGUGUUCCUGUUUCAUCUCGUGUUUCUGUGAUCUUUUACAAAUAAUUUCAGAUAUCUGAAAUGUAGAAUACACAAACGAGACAACAAAGUGUGGCUUUGUUGAUGACAGAGAUGGCAACCAUUCGGAAGAAGCUGGUGAUUGUCGGGGAUGGAGCAUGUGGGAAAACAUGUCUUCUCAUUGUUUUCAGUAAAGACCAGUUUCCUGAAGUCUACGUCCCGACAGUGUUUGAGAACUACAUCGCUGAUAUCGAGGUUGACGGAAAACAGGUGGAGUUGGCGCUGUGGGAUACUGCAGGCCAAGAGGACUACGACAGGUUGAGGCCUCUGUCGUACCCUGACACAGAUGUCAUCCUCAUGUGCUUCUCCAUCGACAGCCCAGACAGUUUAGAAAAUAUCCCUGAGAAGUGGACGCCUGAGGUGAAGCACUUUUGUCCCAAUGUUCCUAUCAUCCUGGUGGGGAACAAGAAGGACCUGAGGAAUGAUGAGCACACACGGAGAGAGCUGGCCAAGAUGAAGCAGGAGCCGGUGAAGACUGAAGAAGGCAGAGACAUGGCCGGCAGGAUCAGUGCUUUUGGCUACUUGGAGUGCUCCGCCAAGACCAAAGAUGGCGUGCGGGAAGUGUUCGAGAUGGCCACUAGAGCGGCGCUGCAGGUCCGCAAGCGCAAAAAGAGAGGCGGCUGCACGCUGCUGUGAGAAGCCGACGCACCAUAAAAUCAACUGACCAAUAGGAGAAGAAAAAAAAUCACUUGAAACGGACUGACCUUUACCAAAUUGCAUCCUUGUACUGUAUCUCACCUUUCACGAUAACAGGCAGGCAGAUGAAUCAAAUGCAAACAAACCGGAUACAGGAAAUUGACUUUGCCUAUAUUACAACCGUGGUUCGAAAUUGAUGUUUAAAGUUGCUUGUUGAUUUGCAUUUUUUUCCUCCCCUCCAAACUCUGUCUUUACAGUGUUUUCCUACUGUUUUUCUUUUAUUUGUAAUGCACCGAGGCAGUGAUAGAUGCACAAAUUUGUAUGCAAAAUUGUUCUUCACGAGCUUGAGCAAACAUCUUUCUUAGCUUGUAUAAAGUCUUCAUGAGUAAGGUCCAGACUGUCCUGUUAGUAUCACUUCUGUUCAUCAUGGUAGAUCAUAAGAGCUAGUGCCUUUUUCUUUAGUUUGUACAACACUUAUGCUUGUCACCUAGCUUACAUUUCAACUGAGGGGCUCUCCAUUGUACUGUAGCUAGUGUUGUCAUUGUGAAACCUGAGCAAAGGCAUAACUAAGAUUUUUCAGUAGCUGCCUCAUGUAAAAAUAAUUUGAGAGAUAAUCGGAUAAUCACAUUCAUCCUUCAUAACUAUUGUAAAUCUGUGCAAUGGAAUUAGAUUGGGGGGUGGGAACUGGCCAAUCGAGACACAAACCAAUAUGACUCAACUAUGCACAAUGGCUGUUAGGAACAACAGGGAGCUGUAACAGAAAUAAAAGCCAAAGCUUGGUGAAACCUCCCUUGUUUAUUGCGGUAGUGUGACUUCAGCCCUUUUUUCUGCUACGAGUCAAGUGAAGUGGUCACGCCCGUUGUUGGAAUCCAUGUGUUAGACGGGUUAGCCCAGUCGUGGAAAUGAUUGUCUCGCUAGAGCUGUUAGCCUUCACGUGUAGAUGUUUCGUCGGAUGACAUUCUUUACAUGUUUGAGAGGAGCGGAGUUGUUGAGUUUGUGUGGGGGAGUUUGUUUGUUUUUCCCCCCCGGUGCCUUCUCUGUUGUGUGCCUUUUGGUUGCUCUCUCCCAGACCACAUGGACCAGCUGCUCCAUGCCAACCUGAUACUGACCAUUUUACAAAGCUCGGUUCUUUAAACGGCUUCAAACAUAGGGUUGAUUUUGCAUGUGUUAGGCUUGAUUCCACAUGUGUCAAUAGGUUGGUAAUCUUGCAGUCCUCAUAGCAUAAAUAUUAAGAUUGUAUCUAAUGCAAUCUCGCCUUGAGUUUAAUGGCAGAUAUAAGAGAUUACACCAAUUUACAUCACGUUACCUUGCGUAAGGGUUACACACUAAAUUGUUAAAGCAGCCUUUUGGAGACAUGCAUAUACCGUCCACUGGCCCUCUCUGAAUUGUGAUUUUUGUCCUAUAAAAUAUAAUGACGUGUUACACAGUGCUUUGAAGGCCCAGCAACCGUGUUUGGGCACAGACUCUUCACGGCAUUCCUUUUCUUCUGCCUCUAUUGCUUAUUCAUGUACUAUACAUGUCCCUUGGUUGCAUGUUGCUAUCAGUCUAGAAAGAGGUGUGACACGUCACGUGUGAUGUCUUUGAUGUUUGCGUGCAACCUUCUUACAAUACCAGCGAAGACAACUAACCUACCCAGCUGGAUGAUCUGUAACUCUUAUAUUGUAAUGCAACUUUACACCCUCUACUGGCCAAGCACAUACAAAAAUAAUACACUUAAAAAAAAAAGUUAAAGUGCUUUACAUAGUUAUACCAGGGUUAAAAUAUUUCAGGACCUUUUACUUUAAAAGUGAUACAGAAUUUACAUGUAAAAUACAGAAAUAAAAGAAUAAAAUGUCCAAAGAUAAGACAAAAACAAACAUACCACCUGACCGGUUAAAUAACUCGGAGGUUAAAUUAGUAAGUCUUUUUGAAGAAAAAAAUAUAAAAACUGUAAGAAGUGACUUUAAAGAUGUCAUUGAUUCUGCAAGUCUCAGACCCACAUGUGCUUUAACUGACUGAUCUAAUCGAGACUAAUAAAACUAGUAUAUUAGUAGUAUAUUCCACAGCUCAACUGAGGCAUUAUGAGUUUCCUGAGAGGGGGCAUUGAUUACAAUUACACACAAGCACCAUAUUAACAUUAGCUCAAAGUGGAUCCUGUUUCACUCUCGACUUUGGAAUUCAAUUCAAUAUAAGCACACUAAUAUGACAAGAGUAAACUGAUUCAGAUCCUUUACGACUAAGGGUUCUUAUCACUGAACACAUAGGCCUGAGUCACUCGAUUCAUAGUUGUGGCACGAUGUGCACGUGUCUCAAUAAGGUUAACACCAAGGAGGUCUUAGCAGUUGGAGGUUGGUGGAGAUAGUGAAACAAGAUGCAGCAGCAUCAUGAAGAAAGCAUUAAAUAUCACUAAGAGCAUGUAGAAUACUGCUGUUAAUGUGUAUACAAAUAAUGUUGCGCUAUACGAAACGUCUUUAUGAUGAUGCAUGCAUGAGAAAACCAUUGGUCUUUGCAGCGAACACGCACACACGUCUUUGGGAACAGCUUCUGCUCAGUGUUGUGUAACCUUUUUCUUUCUUUCUCUUUAAGUAUUUGAAACAAUAAAAGGAUCCAGAUUUAUAUAAAAGCUCAUUGUAAUAAUGCUUUGUAAAGAGAAAGUGGUGUAGUGAAUGUCUGAUCUGAAGUAAACAUACACAUUGUUAAUAAACUAUUUUUGAGACAA